GGUUCCAUUUGGGUUUGCGGGGGUGGCGUGAUGGCUGAAAAUGGUGGGGGAUCGGAGGUAGGGGAAGACGUGAGUGUAUCUGCGAGUGCUACUCCUUCUAGGACGGCACAAAAUCAGACUGAAGGGUCAACUAAGAGUGCUGGAAAGGAGGCAUGGAAUCAAGGGGGAGCAGAAAUGAUGACUCAUAUAUCCAGACCAUUAGAAAUUGUUCCAUUAGAUGAGGGGAUAAACCCUAGCUGUAUGGAGUUUGUAGUGGAAGGACAUGAAGCUAUGAUGGUGACUGAAUCCCUAAAUUUCUGUGAUACUCCAAGUCAAGUGAUGGUGACAAAAGGCAAGGAAAAAGUAGUGGAUGCGGGGAAGUCUAGGGCUACCUGGAGGAGAAAUCAUGCAAAUGCAGGGAGAUUACUGAGGAUGGCUGAGGUAAAGGGGGAGAAAGGAAACGGUGGUGAAGGUUCUAAGCCCUGUAAGAGAAGCAGGGAACUGAAAAGGUUCUCAUUUGAUAAAUCUUGGGCUGGGAUGGAAGGUGCACAAGAGGCAGUCAAAGAUGGAUGGCAGAUUGAUGUUGAGGGUUCUUCUAUGUUUCAACUGUCUGAUCAUAAAUGGCUACCUGGUGUGGCUGGGGGGAAGCCUUCUCUUAAGGUUUCUAUAAAUGAGCAAAUGUUCUGGGUGAAAGACCUGUUGAUUGCUGGGGGUUGUAGGUGGGAUGUAAACCUG
Striga asiatica is the source of this 714-nucleotide messenger RNA. Lineage: Eukaryota; Viridiplantae; Streptophyta; Magnoliopsida; Lamiales; Orobanchaceae. The record is from the annotation of a GenBank genome assembly.